AUGUAUGAUCUUGUUGAACGUUUAAAUGAAUGUGAAUAUUCAUUUAAUAGUCAAUAUGAUUUAAUAGAAAAUGUUAAUAAAAUAAGUCGAGAAGAAAAUCCAUCUCGAUCAUGUAAAUCACGUUUUGAUUUGUCAUUAAAAUUAUUUUAUUAUUCUAUUGAAAAUAUCUUAACUAUUGAAAAAAGCAGAUUAAUUUCAAAUGAAUUUAAUUCACAACAAAUUCAAUAA
This is a messenger RNA of Rotaria sp. Silwood1, 228 nucleotides long. Lineage: Eukaryota; Metazoa; Rotifera; Eurotatoria; Philodinida; Philodinidae. The record is from the annotation of a GenBank genome assembly.